AUGGCUGGCAAUGAUCUAGAAGAAAACAGUCUCUAUAUCAUGCUGUUUCUCCGAAGCCACCCGCCUAUUCCAAAUGAUUUCCACUGGGCUUUCUACUUCCACCGCGGCCCCAAUGAUGGGAUGAAGUAUCACGUCAGGCAGCAAGGGAAUAGUGGAUGGAUGGCAGACCAUGGAGCAACAGCCGGUGUAAUGAAGGGGUUUUUACUCGUGGGUUUGUUCAAAAUUGGUGAUGUUCCUGCAGACCUCAAGGAACAUAUAGAUGGCAUCAUGAGGGCAUACGAUGAUAAACUCAACGUCUCAGAUGUUAUCUGUACGUGUCGUAUCUGGUUGCUUUGGAUCCUUACACUCUUACAAACACCUAUUGGAGGAAAAAGGAUACUCAGAACUGACGAUUUAAAGGCUCUUGAGGAUGAAGUCAAGACGUGGGGAAAUGAGAAUGCUAUCGGUGCAUCAAAUAAUGAACAACCUAGGCCCAUUGCUGUUUCAUCAAUACUGUACAUACCGGAGGACCAAGACGAAUGUCGUAGGGCACUGGGAGGAUGA
Messenger RNA from Microsporum canis CBS 113480, 543 nucleotides. RefSeq lists its product as hypothetical. The coding region runs from base 1 to 543 and encodes 180 amino acids. The record is from RefSeq and is a predicted model, not a curated record. Lineage: Eukaryota; Fungi; Ascomycota; Eurotiomycetes; Onygenales; Arthrodermataceae. The transcript has a single exon.